CUCCGGAGCUCGGCGGUGCGGCCUUCCCCGCCCCCCUUCUCUUCCCCCGCCCGCUUCCGCCCGGCUUAUUAUCCUCCGUAUUGACAAACAGAGCGGCCGCAGCGGCGACUCUGGGAGUGCGUUAGUAGCCGAGCGAUGGGAGACAAGAAGAGCCCCACCAGGCCGAAGCGGCAGCCGAAGCCGUCCUCGGAUGAGGGUUACUGGGACUGUAGCGUCUGCACCUUCCGGAACAGCGCCGAGGCCUUCAAGUGCAUGAUGUGCGAUGUGCGGAAGGGCACCUCCACCCGAUCCACAUUCUUUGAAGUUAUUGUGAAUGCUUCGAGGACCAAGGAACCGUUGAAAUUUCCAAUUUCAGGAAGGAAACCUCGACCUGUCUCCCAGUUGGUUGCACAGCAGGUUACUCAGCAGUUUGUGCCCCCUACACAGUCAAAGAAAGAGAAAAAAGAUAAAGUAGAAAAAGAAAAAAGUGAAAAGGAAACAACUAGCAAAAAGAACAGUCAUAAGAAAACCAGGCCAAGAUUGAAAAAUGUGGAUCGGAGUAGUGCUCAGCAUUUGGAAGUUACCGUUGGAGAUCUAACAGUCAUUAUUACAGACUUUAAGGAGAAAACAAAGUCACCGCCUGCAUCUAGUGCUGCUUCUGCAGAUCAACAUAGUCAGAGUGGCUCUAGCUCUGAUAACACAGAGAGGGGAAUGUCCAGGUCAUCUUCACCCAGAGGAGAAGCCUCAUCAUUGAAUGGAGAAUCUCAUUAAAAUUUAUUUUCUCCAAUUUCUUAUCUUAGUCACUUCUGUCCUACCAUGCAGAUACACAGAUUAUGCCAAGAAAUACCACAUUUUCAUGACAAACACAUUUGUGCACAAUCCAUAAUUUGAGUUUUACAUAAAAUUAAAAUUUUGUCAGAAUUUGUUAGAUUUUACCGUAAUCUAUGCCUACCAAACAUUUCCUGACCUAACAUUUUGGUCUCUGCGGUUAUGUGCCAUGAAAAUGUGGUUGAAUUAUUAUGCAGUGUUAUUGGUAAGUCUAUUUUCACUUUUAGUUUAGUGAAUUCUAACACAUGAUUCUUGAAUUCUCUACUAUUGGCAUGUAACAAGUUUCAAUUUUUUAUAACAUAGUGCAAGCUGCCUAAAUAUGUAAUAUUUGAGAAUUGUGAAACAAAUAGUUAUAUGUAUACAAGUCAAAGAUCAACUUAAUCAACUAUUGCUGCAACAGGAUUUUCUUAAUGGUUAUCCUCUUAAAUACACCUGCUGGUACUUGGUGUGGUUAAAUAGGAAAGUUGUUAUUAAAUAAAGAAUUUGUUAUGAACCUUUGCCAAUGUUUUUGACACCUUUUACUAAAUUAUUGUUUCUGAAUUAUGCUUCUGGUUUUAUCCAUUUUUGUUUGUUUGCUUAUUUUUCAAAACAUUCAUUUAUUGUAAUGUUUACUAGCAGACUAGUAAAGAAUAAAACAUUGAUUAUUUAGCUUUAUAAUUCAGGUUUGGUGAUAUUGUCAUUGAACACUGGUAUUUUCUGUAUAAUAUAAAACAUUAAAAUUCAAAUAACUAUAUAAAACAUUAAAAUUCAUUGGGCAAAAACAGAAAAGAAACUUUCCAUAUUUUAAAAGUUGCAAUUUUGGAAAAGCUUUAACUUAAUGAUAGUUUUAUCACUGUUUUCUUGUCCCAAACUUAUUCAGGGUUAUAGAUAUAUGAAUCUAAUUAACACAGAAAUUGGAACUGUUGCACAGAACUGGGAAAUAACUAAUCUUAUAUCAGUUUAAUUGGCUUCUUAUUAAAUAUGACAGUUCUUAUGAAAAUCAUAUUACCCUAUUUUCAGAUACAACUGCCAAUUUAUGCAUUUAUCAAUAUCCUGAAAUUUAAAAAGUAUUUACAGCCCCACUCAUUAUUAUGUACAAUUACCAAUAAAAUAUUUUUAUGACUACAGAUUUUGCAUUUUGUUUACAACUAAUAAAGUGUUUUAUGUUGUAUUUUGAAAUCCAACUUAGAAACCACAUAUACUUAAAUUCUCCUAGGGUCUCCUGCUUUCUCUAACCAUUUGCUUAGUAUACAUCCACUUACAGGAGACUUUUGAUGUGUAAAUCAACUUAAAAACAUAACUUCGGUACAAAAUAUCACAUUAAAAACAUGAUAACAUAUGAAGAAAAAAAAUGUAGACCCUGACAGUUGUGAUAUUUGGUGGUUUCUUGUGGUAAUGUAAUUUUCUGUUUAAUUGCAGUACUUUAUCCAGGCACAAUGGUACUGUCUUUUGUAAGAUGCUAGUUGUGAAAUACAGCUAAUUGCAUACAGUAAAAGUCUGUGAUUAAAACAUUCAUAUACCUCA
Messenger RNA from Marmota flaviventris (yellow-bellied marmot), 2310 nucleotides. RefSeq names its product YY1 associated factor 2 (gene Yaf2). Gene Ontology annotation, biological process: positive regulation of DNA-templated transcription. The record is from RefSeq and is a predicted model, not a curated record. Gene Ontology annotation, molecular function: DNA binding; transcription coregulator activity. Gene Ontology annotation, cellular component: nucleus. Lineage: Eukaryota; Metazoa; Chordata; Mammalia; Rodentia; Sciuridae.